This is a messenger RNA of Chara braunii, 2438 nucleotides long. Lineage: Eukaryota; Viridiplantae; Streptophyta; Charophyceae; Charales; Characeae. The record is from the annotation of a GenBank genome assembly.
UUUGGCGGGCCGAGGCCUAGUAUGGCAAGAUGGAGGAUAGCGAAAACAAGAUCGCUCUACUCCUCUCCCAUCUCACGGACCUCCUAGCAACAUGCAUUACACAGCAGGAGGACAUCCACAGCCUCGACGACACACUGACUCAAGUCCACGGCUGCCUCCGCCAACUGGAGCAGCGACCUGUCGCCGCCCCCGAUGCCAGCUCUUCCAACACCUCCGAUCGCCUCGAAGCAUUGGAGAUGGACGUCGGCUCCCUCAAGGACGACGUGCAGUUACAGCAAGCUGCAACGCCGUCGACAACUCGAGUUCGGAACCGCGCGAGACAGCUGGAGCAGCGGAUCUGUACUGCCGCCGACAACUCGAGUUCGGAACCGCGCGAGACAGCUCCAAAGUUCGACGGGCAGGAGAUUUUCUGCGACUCGACGAAGACAGAUCCGAUUCCAUGGUUUCGCAAGUUCGAGCUCACGCUGCAGCUACACUACGUCAAAGAACACAAGCACCACGCGUAUUUAUACUCCCGGUCAGGGGGCGCGUGCCAAGCAUGGUUGGACAAGAUCUUGUCCGAGUACGGAGUAGUAGUUGGCGACUUGCAUACCAAGAUCAGCUGGGAUGAUUUGAAGGCGGCGUGGCAUAAGCGGUUCCAAGUGGAGCUGCCGAAGAUCAAGGGAAUGGACAAGCUAAUGGUCUUCGAACAAGGCACGUUGUCGAGUGUCGACUGGAUUGCCGAAUACCAACGCUUGACAUCCGUCCUAGACAUCCAAAUGGGCUUCAAAGCCAUCCGCCACUAUUUUAUCUCAAGGUCGUGUCCGGCAUUGAACAAUACCUUGACUCACAUCGAGGACACCCUGACGACAACGGCGGAACUCUUUGACAAGGCCGCGCAGAUUAUUAUAACGAACAAGGAGGCUAAGAACUUGCGUUCGUCUGCGGCAGGCCCGGGCAGAGAACAGCAUCGGUCGAAAGUGACCGUGUUUACCAAACUAGUGACCGCCCUUCGUUCCGAGGCGCAUGCGGAAGUCGAUAGUCCUCUUCUUUAUUCUUUUGAGGACUAUGCAGCCCGGCUCGUUCCUACGCUGGGUACUCAAGCUCAAGGACAAGACGUGUGUGCGACAUCUUCUCCAUCCGACGGCGGCGACUUAUCGUCUUCAAGUUGUUCUUCACGAGUUUCGGCGCACGAGUUCAACAUAGAGGUAUUGGACCCGCUCACGUCCGARGAUUUCGCAUGGCUUCCUCUCCCGACUACGGGCCGCUUGCCGGGACCUCAAUGCACACCAUUCUGCGCUCAUUUCCAUACGUACUUAUCCUUCUAUGCACCACCAACUUCGCCGACGGAUGACGAAGUCGCGGUGGGGGACAUCCUUGCGUAUGUUACCAAGGUGGCCCGCGAGUUUCGCACGCAGCGGUACGAUGACAACAACGCACCGCUCAUGUAUGUCUGCAUCCAGGUUGGGCAAGCGUCCUGCAGCGCUUUGCUGGAUAGCGGCGCGUCUCGCAAUUUCAUGAGCCAAACCUUUACGCAAAGGGUUGGCCUUGGCGCACAAGUUCGGAGGAAGGCAAACCCGACGGCUAUCAAGUUGGCGGAUGGAAAGACGCAGCGACUUCUCGACCGUUACAUCGAGGCCGUACUAAUGUAUUUCGCACCUCAUGCAUGUGAACCGGUGACGUUCGACAUUUUGGACAUGGACUUCGACAUUAUUUUGGGAAUGCCUUGGCUUGCAAGUGCGGAUUACACGGUCAACUUCCACCUGCGGACUCUUAACGUUCGCGACGCCUUCGGCGCCGAAGUGUCGUGUACUGUUCCUCUUCCGCACCCUUCGACUCGGUGCCAAGUGGUGACGACCAAAUCAUUCCGGGCGACUUGUGCUUAUGAGCAGCCCGAGGAAAUCGGCCUAUGUUUCCUACGGACCGUCACGGUAGCCGACUCUUCACCCACGGACUUGUCUUCGGACCCCCAGGUGGUGCGGUUGCUGGACGAGUUCGCCGACAUCUUCGAGUCACCUACCGGUGUGGUGCCGGAUCGGCCGAUCUCUCAUGAGAUCAUUCUUGAGGCCGGCGCCGUGCCACCGAAAGGUUGCAUCUAUCGGAUGAGCGAGGAGGAGCUUGAGGUCCUCCGCGCACAACUCGACGACGUGUUGGCCAAGGGCUGGAUCCGCCCUAGUAGCUCCCCAUAUGGAGCACCAGUUCUCUUCGUCCGAAAGAAGAACAAGGAUCUACAAUUGUGUAUCGACUACCGCAAGCUCAACGCGCAAACCGUCAAGAAUGCGGGGCCUCUUCCUCGCAUCGACGAUCUUCUUGAGCGAUUGGGACGCGCAAAGUAUUUUUCUAAGUUGGAUUUGAAGUCGGGAUAUCAUCAAAUCUCGGUCUAGCCGAACGAUCACUACAAAUCCUCGUUCAAGACGCGGUACGGGCAUUUUGAGUGGGUGGUCAUGCCUUUCGGCCUC